This is a messenger RNA of Drosophila suzukii, 2238 nucleotides long. RefSeq lists its product as uncharacterized. The record is from RefSeq and is a predicted model, not a curated record. NCBI's taxonomy places the organism in Eukaryota, Metazoa, Arthropoda, Insecta, Diptera, Drosophilidae. Gene Ontology annotation, biological process: ubiquitin-dependent protein catabolic process.
CUGACAAGCCAAUAUCGAGCCCAAAUCUGAGCCAAGAGAUAAAAUACCCGAAAAAUACCCGGAAAACCCGAAAAACCCGAAAAACAUGUCAACCAGCUUCAAGUCGAGAAUUCCGGAGCGCGUUAAGCACUCGCUGACGGCGCUGCAUGGGCCAAAUUCGCGGGUUUCGCGCUCGCGGAGCAUCGCACGCCCGAAUCGCUGUACAAUGUACCGCUCCAAGUUGCCGCUGCCGAUCAGGAUGCUGACCGCUUUGGUCAGGGAAGAGCCGCCGGAAGCAGUGGCAGCGGCCACCACCAGACCGGAAACGGAAAGGGAAACCGAGGCGGUGAUCCGCUCGCUAGUGCGACGUUCGAUACCGCCGGCGGUACGCGGCAAUCGCACCUCCUUCCGUCGCAUCCAGUUGGCCCACAGUUCACCCCAGGUGGCCAGUGUGUCGCUGACGAUGAAGCCCCAAAUCCGAUGGCAGAACGCCAGCGCACUGAGUCCGCCCCAAAAACCCCACACGGUACAGCUGCCCGUUCCGCCGGUGGUGAAGCGCAAGCGGCCCGAGGACGAGGUGGUGUCCGCGAAGAGCUUGAUCGAAUUGGUGGCCGGCAAAUGGCAACCGGAAAUGAAAAUGAUGCGUUUCCUGUGCAGCGAUCAUCGGCUGAUCAAUGUGCCCAGUCGCCUGAUGUACCGCUAUUCGGAAGUGAUGUGCAGCCUGGAAAUGGAAGAGCAGCCCAUCGAGCUAAGGGCCAUUCGAUCGGUGACCCUGCUCCGUGUGGUCAUGUGGAUGCAUCAGAAGAGCCUAAACGGAAAAGGUGAAUUGCUGUCUGCCGGACUCGAGCAGAGUUGCAUUUGCGCCGACCAAAGUAUAGCCCAGGAAAAAGAAAACGGAAACGGAAAUGAAAAUGAGAACACCGAGAACAGUUGUGAAAUCACUGAGAACACUCAAGAAAAUGAUGCAAGCAUAAUUAUAAAUACUGAAUCUAUAAUAAACCAAAUGUUUGAUGCAUACAGCGAUAGCGAAGAUGAAACCACUGAGGACAGUUCGGAAAGCAGUGAGAACAGUGAGGAAAAUGAUAGUGCCGAAAGUAUCGACUUUGAAAUGAGCAAUGGCUAUGGAAAAUACCGAUAUGAGAAUACCAAGAACAGUUGCGAAAGGACAGAAAGAAUGCGUAAUCGAAUUUUUAAGGUCUAUAAUAAAAGAAGAUAUGCAAAUGCCGAGAACAGUUGUGAAAAUUACGAGAAUGCUGAAAACUCAAUAUACAAGAAACUUAAUGGCUACACUGAAGGCGGAAAUGAAAAGGUCCAGAACUGUAUUCUAAGCGAUAUAUGCAAAAUGACGGACCUUGCAAAUGGGAUGCAUUUCAGAAAUGCAGGGAACAUAACCUCAAACACUGGGAACACUCAGAUGAAAGCUAGAACCGGAAAUGACUUCAAUAAGGUAGGCGGAAAUGAGCAAAAUGCAAAUGGCAACGGAAGUGACAAGGAAAAUACUAUUAACAAUAUAUAUGGGAACCACAGUCAAGAUCGUUUUGUAAUUAGUCCCACAAAUACUGGAAUUUUCAGGAAGAACAGUGGAAACGGUAUUGAGAAUGGCAAAGAAAAGGGCACUAUUGAAGGCAGUAGUUUAAGUGAAAAUAUAUUUCGUACAAAUGGGAAGCCAAAUUUCAGUGAAAUAAAUCUAAAUGGAAAUGAAAAUGAGAACAGGAAUGCAAGUGAACAAAAAGUGCCCAAUGUUGAGAAUUUAAAAAGUGAGGCCUCUGAACUCAGUUCCUGGGAGCAGCGAUUGUUGGGCAGUGAACUCUAUCAGCUGGUGGAGCUCAUCCUGGCCGCCCACUAUUUGGGCGUGGAUUCGCUGACCCUGCUGGCCACCCAACAUUUUGGCGAGCUGAUGGCCCAAAGGACUCGCACAGAAAGGUGUCUCAUGCUGAAGAUACACACCCAUUUGGCUGGGGUGCGUCAAACUUUGGAUACCCAUCGUCCGCGAAUCCGGGAGAUAAUGACGCAGGAGAAGAAUCAGAAUCAUCUGAGGCCCCAGCGACGAAGUCCAGCCUUUGCUGCGGUCAACAAGGAUCCCAUCAAGAUCUCCAGUAUGCGAUCAUCACAAAGAACUGGAGGUCCUUGCGCCAUCGAGACCCCGCCGACUCCACUCUGCUCCAAUAGACAUCGCCACCACCAGAACUGUUUUUACUCCAGAUUUUAAUUCGAAAUCCCUUGGAUUGUAAUGGCAAUAGAGAGCUUUUGUACUCAACU